Molecule: messenger RNA, 1754 nt
Organism: Schistosoma mattheei
Lineage: Eukaryota; Metazoa; Platyhelminthes; Trematoda; Strigeidida; Schistosomatidae
Source: the annotation of a GenBank genome assembly
AACUACCCCACACUUUUCUACUCUGGGUUUAAAAUUUUGGGUAAUGAUUUUCACUAUCUCAGAUGUUUUUGUGAGAGAUGUACUUCGAAAUAGCCACUCAAACUUUCUAAAUACUAUACAGAUCUUUCCUAACAUUUUUUUGUCUUACGGUGUUUAAAUGAACCAAUGUCCCAUUUAAUGAUAUCUGUUUGGGAGAUAUGACAAGUUUAAUUUCAUGCAAUCUGAUUGGUCGACAACGAGUUUUACUAACAAUUUGAACUAAAAAGCAGCAUACUUUUCCAGUGACUCAACUGCUGACAGUCUAAAGAGUGAUUAUUCAGUAUUUUGUUUUUCAUGCCGAUGUGUCGGAAAUUACUCCUUGUAUUUAGACAUGUCAAUCAGCCAACCUGACGCUGAUGAAGAAUGUCUAGUUUUUCCUGCAAUAACUAAAAAUUAUUCAGAAGUAAAAAAUACGGAUGGAUUAUCAGUGGAAUUAAACAAUACACCACCCAACCCAAACUCUUUUUCUCGACCUCUACGUUCCACUUUAAAAACAAAAUCGAAGUUCGAAUCCGAAAAAAUCAGACAAACUGGUUAUAAUAGCUCAGAACGAAAUAAUAAACUAUACGCAGUAACUACUAGAGGACAAAAAAAUCCUGACAGCUCAAUCCAUAUGAUUUAUAAAUUCGACUCUAUGGAGAAAAACGGUGCUAUGAAAAGUCAAUUACCAACCCUUAAAAAUGACAUGGAAGUAUGUGAUUCGGAUCAAACCACGCCAUGUGGAUCUAAAGAGCAUUUAAAGAGGCCUUCUAUACAACAGUUAAGAAAGUACUCGGUCGUGGAUCCGAAUACUCUUAAGUUUAUAGAAGAUCCAUCAAGAAAAUCAGGAGAUUAUGGAAUAUGCAGUGCCAUCUUAAUUACAAUUUCAUACUUAUUCAUACUUAUUACAUUUCCUUUCUCAUUAUUUUUCUGUAUUAAAGUUGUAGCUGAAUAUGAAAGAGCAGUUAUAUUUCGAUUAGGACGAAUUCUGCCUAAAGGUGCUCGUGGACCAGGACUUUUCUUUAUUGCACCAUGUAUUGAUUCAAUUCGUAAAGUUGAUUUACGAACUGUAACCUUUGAUGUCCCGCCUCAAGAAGUUCUUACGAAAGAUUCAGUAACAGUAGCUGUAGACGCAGUAGUUUAUUAUCGUAUAUAUAAUCCUGUCGUAGCCAUAACAAAUGUUGAAGAUGCUGACCGAUCAACACGCCUACUAGCAGCGACUACAUUAAGAAAUGUUCUAGGUACAAAGAAUUUAGCUGAGAUUUUAUCUGAACGUGAAUCGAUUUCAACAUCUAUGCAGACAAUGCUUGAUGAUGCAACUGAUCCAUGGGGCGUGAAAGUAGAACGUGUUGAAGUUAAAGAUGUACGUUUACCUGUACAACUUCAAAGAGCUAUGGCCGCUGAAGCUGAGGCUACAAGAGAAGCACGUGCUAAGGUGAUUGCUGCAGAAGGUGAAGAAAAAUCAUCUGUUGCAUUAAAACAAGCUGCUGAUGUAAUUAAAACAUCACCAUUUGCAUUACAAUUACGUUAUUUACAAACAUUAAGUGCCAUUUCAGCUGAAAAAAAUUCUACAAUUAUAUUUCCACUUCCAAUUGAUAUGUUAGUUAAUUUAUUUCAUCGAUAAAAUUACAUCAUCAAAUUAAUAAAUCAAUAAAUCAAUAAAAUAAACAUUCAUAUACAUGAUCAUAUGAAUAAUUUUCUUGUAUUCAAAUUUAAAUUUAAAUUUAAAUUUUUUU